CUCAUCCAUCUGGAUCCAUUCCGAACCUCCCUCUCGAGUCCCAACCGGCGCCGCGUCUCCCUCCGUCGAGUCCCCGACAUGGGAAGCAAGAAGAAAUCGAAGCCGAGCAGGAGCAAGAAGAAGGCCAGAACCAGCGCCGACCAGGCCCUAGCCCUAGACUACGUCCGCGCCUGGGCGCAGCCCGCGCCGCCACCUCCAGAACCCUCGGCGGCCGAUGCUGACGCUGACGACUUCCUGCCUGCCCCGGGUGCGCGCAGCGGCGGCGACGUGCUGUUUGAGCUCCACUCCCACUCAAAUCACAGCGACGGGUUCCUCUCCCCUUCCGCGCUCGUCGAGCGCGCCCACCGCAACGGGGUCAAAGUUCUUGCCCUAACAGAUCAUGACACCAUGGCUGGCAUACCGGAAGCUGUUUCAGCAGCUUCCAAAUUCGGCAUGAGAAUAAUUCCUGGAGUUGAAAUCAGUGCGCUAUAUAAUCCAAGGGAAGUUGCUGGUGCUGGUGAGCCUGUCCAUAUCCUUGCAUACUAUGGUACGUGCGGUCCAUCAAGGCCUGAUGAGUUGUACAGCAUGCUAUUGAACAUUAGAGAUGGGAGAUACUUACGUGCAAAGAAUAUGCUGGCAAAAUUAAAUAGACUCAAGGUGCCAAUAAAGUGGGAGCAUUUAACUAAAAUUGCUGGUGAGGGAGUGGCACCUGGUCGAUUGCAUGUAGCAAGGGCUAUGGUUGAAGCAGGUUAUGUAGAGAAUGUAAGGCAAGCAUUCAACAAGUACCUUGCUGAUGAUGGCCCCGCAUAUGCCAGAGGAAGUGAACCAUUUGCUGAGACCGUUGCGCAGUUAAUUAGUCGUACUGGGGGUAUAUCUGCACUUGCUCAUCCUUGGUCAUUGAAGAACCCGGAUGCAAUAAUCAGGUCUUUAAAAGGUGCUGGCCUUAAUGGUAUGGAGAUCUACAGAAGUGAUGGAAAGGUUGAUGGAUUUAGUGAAUUAGCUGAGAAGUAUGGACUGCUGAAACUCGGAGGUUCAGAUUUUCAUGGAAGAGGCAGGAAAGAUGAAUCUGACAUUGGCACGGUCAAGCUUGCUAUUACUACUUUGUGCUGCUUCCUGAAGAUGGCUAGGCCUAUCUGGUCUGCUGCUAUGAAGGACAUCCUUCUUAAGUUUGCAGAGGAUCCAUCUUCUGCAAAUCUACGAAACAUUCUCAAGUUUGGACGACUUACCAAUGUUGAUGGUUUUUCUCCAAUAAGUGCUGGUAUUGAUGUUGUUAAUUUCUGCCUAUCUUCAUGGUCAAGCAAUGAUGAGUUGGAAGAUGUUGAGCUUGAGGAGGUAAGACUUAAGCUUGCUCAUUAUGCAACAGAAAGAUGACAUCGACUACAUAGCCAUCUUGAGCAAUGUUUUCUGCCUAGUUCAGACUGCAGUAUGCGCUUUUGCAAAUCAGUGAAUCACUAUGUUUCGCUAUUCCCCUCUUUUGCAUCCCAUUAGAGCUAAUAUGUUUGAUUAUAGUUGAUGACCUUGUUGAAAGUAGAUAUGUUGAAUCUGGUAACCUUUGAUGUUUAAUCAAGAAUGUAUAUUUUCUCUGUGAUAAUUUAAGCGCGCAACAUUGAACUGAUGUUCAUAGAAUCAGAGCAUAUCAGCGUAUUAAUAAACUGUUUAUUAAAUGAUUUAUCGUCA
Panicum virgatum (switchgrass) is the source of this 1656-nucleotide messenger RNA. RefSeq names its product 5'-3' exoribonuclease-like. The transcript is spliced from 6 exons. The coding region runs from base 79 to 1350 and encodes 423 amino acids. The record is from RefSeq and is a predicted model, not a curated record. Gene Ontology annotation, molecular function: 5'-3' DNA exonuclease activity; 5'-3' RNA exonuclease activity. Lineage: Eukaryota; Viridiplantae; Streptophyta; Magnoliopsida; Poales; Poaceae.